This is a messenger RNA of Camelus dromedarius (Arabian camel), 1130 nucleotides long. It is a transcript of the gene CAVIN3, whose product is annotated as caveolae associated protein 3. The record is from RefSeq and is a predicted model, not a curated record. Gene Ontology annotation, cellular component: caveola; cytoplasm. The transcript is spliced from 2 exons. NCBI's taxonomy places the organism in Eukaryota, Metazoa, Chordata, Mammalia, Artiodactyla, Camelidae. Gene Ontology annotation, molecular function: protein kinase C binding. Bases 128 to 913 code for a protein of 261 amino acids.
CCGCCCGGGAAGCCCAACUCCGCCUGCCUGAGUCACGGCCGGAGCUGGGGAGGAGCCGGGAAAGGCAGCCCCAGCCCAGAGCGCAGCCGGCGGCUGCGGGGAGAGCCAAGCGGGGCGGUCGGGGGUCAUGGGGGAGAGUGCGCUGGAGCCGGGACCUGGGCCCGGGCCGCCGACAGGGGGCCCGGUGCACGCGGUCACCGUGGUGACCCUGCUGGAGAAGCUGGCCACCAUGCUGGAGGCGCUGCGCGAGCGGCAGGGGGGCCUGGCUCAGAGGCAGGGCGGCCUGGCCGGCUCCGUGAGCCGCAUCCAGAGUGGCCUGGGCGCGCUGAGUCGCAGCCACGACACCACGAGCAACACGUUGGCGCAGCUGCUGGCCAAGGCGGAGCGCGUGGGCUCGCACGCGGAUGCUGCCCAGGAGCGCGCCGUGCGCCGCGCCGCCCAGGUGCAGCGGCUGGAGGCCAACCACGGGCUGCUGGUGGCGCGCGGGAAGCUCCACGUUCUGCUCUUCAAGGAGGAGGCAGAAAUCCCAGCCAGAGCCUUCCAGAAGGCGGCGGAGCCCUUAGGCCCGGCGGAACAGGCCGAAGCUGGCCCAGAGCAGCCGGAGGCCGAAGUUGAGGAGAGCUCAGACGAGGAGCCCGUGGAGUCCAGGGCGCGGCGCCUGCGGCGCACCGGGCUGCAGAAGGUCCAGAGCCUGCGAAGGGCCCUAUCUGGCCGUAAAGGCCCUGCUGCGCCAGCACCCACUCCUGUUAAGCCACCUCGCCUUGGGCCUGGCCGGAGUGCCGAGGGCCAGCCCGAAGCCCAGCCUGCGCUGGAGGCCAAGCCAGAGCCAGAACCUCCACGAGAUACCGAGGAAGAUCCCGGGAGAUCUGAGGCUGCCGAUGCGGCUGUGCUUCAGAUAGAAAGUGCGGCCUGAGGGCUGGUGCCGCCGGCCUCCCCCGUGCCUAUGCCUGGUCCCACAGUAAAUCUUCCUCUCCGAAUGCAGCAUUCCCACCCAAAUAAGGAGUGAAUCCUGCAUCCACAGCCCAGCUCUGGCCCUCCCUUCCCGGCUUCUUCAGCCCAGCACUCUCUGAAAGAGGAACAGCCACUCACACCUGCUUGCACUCACCAUCAAUAAAAAUAAUGUCAUCGUA